Messenger RNA from Sitophilus oryzae (rice weevil), 1968 nucleotides. RefSeq lists its product as uncharacterized. The coding region runs from base 1 to 1968 and encodes 655 amino acids. Lineage: Eukaryota; Metazoa; Arthropoda; Insecta; Coleoptera; Curculionidae. The transcript has 2 exons. The record is from RefSeq and is a predicted model, not a curated record.
AUGUCAGAUAAAAUUUCUAAGUAUGAUUUAAAACGAACAACAGCGUUUAACCGUUUAAAAGAAACUUAUGACAUUGGUGUUGCAAUAUCUAGUGACAACUCUCAAAAAUCGAUAUUUUUAGCUAGAGUAGAGACUAUUGACAAGGUGUAUGAAGAUUUUAUGACUUAUCACAAUCAAAUUAUUUCUCUCAUAUCAGACGAAGAUUUUAAAAAAUAUGAUGCUUUACGUAUAUCAGCUGACAACGCAUUCUACGGAUCUAAAGCUAUAAAAUAUCAAAUUGUAGGUGACAAUUCUUUGACAAAUAAUUCGACCAAUGUUUCCACUCCUAAAAUUACUGCAAAAUUACCGAAAAUUACUCUUCCUAUAUUUGAAGGCGAUUUCAAAAGUCCUAUUGACCUUUUAAUUGGUGCUGAAUUGGUACCUCAUAUUCUACGUUCGGGACGGGUUUUAGGUGAACCGGGUCAACCUGUUGCUUUAGAAACAAUUUUCGGAUAUAUUCUUCAAGGUAUGGCAGUUUCUGACCAUGUACCGUUACAUAAUUCAACUUUGCUAAGCUGCCAUACUUCUAUUGAAAGUAACUUAGAUAUUCAGCUUCAAAAAUUUUGGGAAGUUGAGGAAAUUCCUAAAAUUUCUAGCCUGUCUACUGAGGAUGUCCAGUGUGAGGAAAUUUAUAGAUCGCUAACUUAUAGAGAUCAGUCUGGCAGAUUCUGUGUACCUCUUCCGUUUAAAAUACCGAAUCCAUUCUUCCGUAAUACAUGUUAUCAAGCUCGUCGACUAUUUACAUCACUAGAGUUCCGGCUUGCUAAAAAUCCAGAGCUUCGUAAAGCUUACUGUGAGUUUAUGCAGGAUUAUCUCAACAAUGGACAUAUGGUAUUGAUCCCUCCGGAAGACUAUAACUCUCCUACAGCUUACUACAUACCUCAUCAUUCUGUUAUAAAAAAUGAGAUAUCUGGACCUAAGCUUAGGGUGGUUUUUAAUGCUAGUUUUCGAGACACGAAUGGAACAUCUCUCAAUGAUUCUUUAUUUAUAGGACCUAAGUUACAACAGGAUAUUGCUUCUAUUCUUUUAACUUUUAGAUUUCAUCUAUAUGUUUUUAUUUGUGACAUUAAGCAAAUGUAUAGACAAAUUCUUAUUCAACCACAAUUUCAAAACUUUCAAAGAAUCAUAUGGCGUUUUUCUUCAGAUGAACCAAUUCAAGAAUACAAACUGCUCACAGUGACAUACGGGGUAUCGUCUGCUCCAUAUUUAGCUCUUCGAACACUGCAAGAACUUGCUAAUCAGGGAGAGUCUCAUUUUCCUUUAGCUGCAAAGGCAAUAAAGAAAAAUAUUUAUAUAGAUGACGCAAUUUGUGGUGCAAAUGAUCUAAAAUCUGCUCUAAGUUUGCAACACGAACUUGUUGAUCUUAUGCGUACUGGGGGGUUCGAAUUGAGAAAAUGGGCAAGUAAUCAACCUGAUUUGUUAAGCCAUAUUCCUCCUUCUGAUGUACAAAUGUCUUGUAGCUUUGACAAAGAAGAACCUUCGUUCAUUAAAGUUUUAGGUCUAAAAUGGUGUCCAAAAUCUGAUGAGUUUACUUAUUCUUUUAAUCCAGUUGAUCGCCAAUGUACUAAACGGAAUAUACUUUCCGAAAUUAGUAGAAUAUAUGACCCUAUUGGUUUUAUUUCCCCAGUUAUUCUAUUAGCAAAAUGUCUUCUACAAAAACUCUGGGAAUCUAAUAUAUCUUGGGAUGAAACUCCUUCUACAGAAAUAUUGCAGGUCUGGAAUAGGUAUAAAUCCGAACUAUCUCAACUAGCUGGAAUUAGAAUACCUCGACGUGUUAUUUCUGAUAAUAUUUUCUUGUAUGGAACUGCACGGUUUUCUGUGAUGCUUUCCCAAACUGGUUACGCAGCGUCAUAUAUUUUCGGACUAUCAAUGAUAGUGGUCAAGUCAGUACCUUUUUGGUCACUGCUAAGUGUAAAGUGGCUCCAUUAA